AUGACUCCAAGUCGAGAGGCCCCUGCUCGCUGCCGGCUGGCGGCGGAAGCAGCUUUGAGACCUGCGGGUCUUGCACAACCCCGGAGUUUCUUCUACAUCACGGACAAAUGUGGCAGCGACGGCCCUGUGGUGCGCGUCACAAGCGUUCGCGCUGGUGAAGGAGUCCCAGCUGGGCUGGGGUGCCUGACGGCGAACAAGCCUAACACGGGCACUGAUGUGGAGCCGGAAACAAGACUGCUGGUGAACACGGACCGCAGGUCUCCAAUAGCCGACUACCGCUCCGACAUCCCUUAUCAACGCACUGCUGUCAGAGCUUUUAUCUUCAGCUGUGGAUUUCUGUUACUGCUCCUUCAUAUCCUGAGAGCUGUUAUUGCACUGGAGGAGAAGAUCAUUGUCAGUAAACUUGGUGACAACGCUACACUGAGUUGCAUUUAUCAAGGAAGAGAAUUACACUUAAAAAAUCUGCGGGUAUAUUGGCAAAUAGCUGAUGAUCAAGAAGAGUGUUCAGUUGUACAUGCACUGAUCUCUGGGCAAGACAAUGAAAGCGAACAGUGUAUUCACUUUAAAAACAGGACUCGGUUAUUCUGGGAUAGGCUGGAAAGUGGCGAUUUUUCUCUGCUACUGCUAAACGUCAGCCAGAGCGAUGAACGCACGUACAAAUGUGUAGUGCUGCAGAAAACUGAAUAUACCAGAGUGAUUCACCAGGCAGAAGUGGUUCUCAGUUUAGCAGCUAGUUACAGCCAACCAAUACUCAGUGGACCGAUAAGGAACAGUGACAGCACUGGAGAGGAGGUGACUUUUAGCUGCAGGUCCGGCAAUGGAUACCCAGAGCCCAAUGUUUAUUGGGUAAAUAAAACAGACAACAGCCACCUGCAUCCAUCACAGCUGAAGAUCACCUCCCAUGCCGAUGGCACUUACAGCGUUUUUAGCACACUGAAGGUUAAAGCCACUUCUAACAUGCAGAUAGAGUGCUCCAUAGAAAAUCAAAUACUGCGGGAAAAUCUGUCAGCCAACUACACACAGCAGAAGCAAAGCGAUGAUUCUAGCACAGAAAGUCACAAAAACCUGGGAAAAAAGGGACGAGGUCCUCAAGCAGCUGGCAUUGUUUCCGUUGUCAUUCUGAUAGGUCUUCUAGCUGUUUUAAGCUGCUGGCUGCGGAGACGAAGGUCCUCUAAACUAGUGUCCUACACAGAUGUCCAACCGAAUGAAGACAGAGGAAGACUCAAUUUAAACCCUUUCAUUGUCUGGUUUCACCAGCUGCAUGUUGUUGUGUACAGAUCGAAGUAG
Opisthocomus hoazin is the source of this 1287-nucleotide messenger RNA. The record is from RefSeq and is a predicted model, not a curated record. NCBI's taxonomy places the organism in Eukaryota, Metazoa, Chordata, Aves, Opisthocomiformes, Opisthocomidae.